This is a messenger RNA of Striga asiatica, 3074 nucleotides long. The record is from the annotation of a GenBank genome assembly. Lineage: Eukaryota; Viridiplantae; Streptophyta; Magnoliopsida; Lamiales; Orobanchaceae.
AUUUAAGUCCUAUAAAUAGAUAAUUCGAUCUCACUCACACACAGAGUACAGUCCCAAGCUUCCGCCAUGGCCACCGGAACCCAACCAAAGCUCAGACCCCUCCUAGCCACCAUCUCCUUCCUCAUCCUCUUCGGCCUGUCCUGCGGCCGAUUUAUCUCCGACCAAUCGGAUCUCCUCUCAGACGGAAUCGGCGCCUCCGGGCUCUCGCCGUUCAUCCGCCUUCCGGCGGCGGCGGCGGAGGUGGGCGCCUGCGAACAGACCUACGGCUUCAUGCCGUGCACCACCACCGCGCUCGGAAACCUCUUUCUGAUCCUGGUGUACGGAUACCUGAUGUUCCUCGCCGCGACUUACCUCUCCACGGGCAGCGAGCUCCUGCUCGAGAUCCUCGGCCCGGGGCUCGUCGGCGGGCUGUUCCUUCCAAUGCUCGGAGCGCUUCCUGAUGCUAUGCUUAUUCUCGUGUCUGGGCUGUCUGGAAGCCCCGAAGUUGCUCAAAGCCAGGUGUCAGUUGGAAUGGGGCUUUUAGCUGGAUCAACUGUCAUGCUACUCACUGUAAUCUGGGGUACCUGCAUUUUAGUUGGGAAGUGUGACAUCGAAAAUAAUAUUGCCAUAGACUCCCAAGACACGAAAGGCUUCAGUUUGAGUGGUUCUGGCAUUACUACUGACAUUUGGACGAGCUAUGCAGGCAUUAUCAUGGCUGUAUCUGUGUUUCCUUUCAUAAUUGUCCAGUUACCUCAAAUCUUGCACAUAAACUCCGGAAGACACUUGACUGUCUUGAUUGGCCUGAUUGCAUCUGCUUCGCUUUUGGUAUCCUAUUGCCUGUACCAGGUGUUCCAGCCAUGGGUUCAAAGAAGGCGACUUGCUUACGCAAAGCAUAAGCACGUCAUAUCAGGAAUCCUAAAGCAUUUAAAAAUGCGUGCUCUUGGCAAACUCUCCACAGAUGAUGGGAGACCUAAUGAUGAAGUCUUGACAAAGUUGUUUAAAGCGAUUGAUGAAAACAACGAUGGUCACCUCUCGCACUCAGAACUACGAGCUCUGAUUGUUGGGAUUCAGUUUAACGAGGUCAACUUGGACGAGAAUGAAGCUGUGGAGAAAGUGAUGAGGGAUUUCGACAUCAGCCUCGACUCUCAAGUCGACCUGCCCGAAUUUAUUCAAGGAGUUGGGAAAUGGCUUGAGGAGGCCAAAGGUGGCAAAGCUUCUCAUAAUGCUGGUGGCUCAAUGAAGUACAUUGAUGAAUACCACCAGCAAACAAAGAGAGAGCACGACCUUCUGGGACUGGGAGAACAAAGUGACGAGAUUGUCGAGGGUGUCGAAAAUCCUCAAUGGACUACAUUAAAAGCUGUGCUUUUUCUGCUGAUUGGAACUCUCAUUGCAGCUGCAUUUGCAGAUCCUCUUGUUGACGCUGUCGAUAAUUUCUCAAACGCCACAAAUAUCCCUACCUUCUUCAUUUCUUUUAUUGCUUUGCCGUUGGCUACCAACUCGAGUGAGGCGGUCUCGGCCAUCAUUUUCGCCAGCCGGAAAAAACUCAGAUCUGCUUCGUUAACAUUUUCCGAGCUGUACGGUGCCGUCACCAUGAACAACGUGCUCUGUCUAUCUGUCUUCUUGGCCCUCGUUUACGUGAGGGGUUUGGUGUGGGACUUUUCAUCCGAGGUGCUCGUUAUCCUCAUCGUGUGUGUUGUGAUGGGAGUGUUUGCUAGUGUACGCACGACUUUCCCGAUUUGGACUGCAUUGUUGGCUUUCUUGCUAUACCCGUUCUCACUGGCGCUCGUUUAUGUUCUAGACUAUGUGUUUGGCUGGUCGUAGGUAGAGAUCGAUGUGUGUAUUUGCUCGGGUCCUCGAGUGCUUAAAUUACAAAUAACAUGAUUCCCCCCCAUUUGGUGUAUAGAACAUGAGGAUCUUCUAAUUGAUGAAAAGGAGGUAAUUGGUAUAAUCACUAGAAGUUAAUGACAUCAAUCAUCAACAUUACAUUUUCAUCUCAUAUGUACUUUGAAACAAAGGCCAAGCAAUUACAACCUCAAACUCGAAGUCUUUGCAAGUGUAGGUAGAAUUAAUCAAUGUUAAUGUCAUAUCGAAAAAGAAAAAAGAAAUACGCGAUCCAUAAAAUUACAACAAAAGCAUGACGAACACAUGCACGUCGGCUUACUCACACUCUCAUUACCUUUCGACCUCAUUUUACCUCUAAACCAAGCUUUGUCGAAAUUUACCCAAUUCAAAUGGAAAACAAAAGAAGCACAAAAUCUAGUUCUACAAAGCAUGGAACACCUUGAUUCGAAGGCCCAAAAGAAACACAAUAUACAAUCCUUAGAACAAUUUCCUCUUUCGUACCUUGGAAGUAGAUGAUCUAAGAACAUUAUCAUCGGCUUGCGCAGUCUCUUUCAGAAUGGAAAUGGACUCGGGCUUGGUGAAAUAUUUGAAGAGAAGGUAAAUACCAUCCAUGUAAGUGUUUGUUUCGCCAUCCUUAUUUUUCCUCAUGAUGUCGUAGGCCAGCGGGAUUAUGCCUCUGUUGAAAACCUCCACGUACAUUCCACCACCAGCCACCAGCAACUGCACACUUCUGGGUCAAGGCAAGCCGCUCGUCCUCGGACAUAUCUGGCCUCAGCACCAUCAUGGUCUCGUACUUCCUGAGUCCCGGCGGGCACUCCGGCUCCUCCGCAUCCUCCAUCGUCGGAAAUCCCCAGUCGGGAACAUCCAGCUCAUCAUCGUCGAAAUCGUCGACAUCUUCUAAAUCGAUAUCGAAUAGCGAGAAAUCGAACUCCUCUGCCACGUCGGAAACCGCUAUCCGGAAGCUCGCCCGCCUCCUCAGCGGCGGGGCUUUGGAGAGACCACUCGAUUUCAAGGGGCGGAGAAAAUUGGGGGAUGGGGAGCGGAUUUCAGAGACCGGGCGAUUAGAGACCAUGAGAGAGCAUGUGGGGAGAGAAUGUAAGGAAGCCAUUGUUGCUCGAGUAUGUUUUCUCUCGAGCUGUUUUGGAUGUUCUUUGAUUCUUGUAGAUAAGAGGAGAAGGGAGGAUAGGAAAAGGACGAUUUUAGCCAAUUAUCUACGGUUUUGUUGUUUGGAAGUAAAAAGCGUUUGUUAUGUG